This is a messenger RNA of Tauraco erythrolophus (red-crested turaco), 1457 nucleotides long. The record is from RefSeq and is a predicted model, not a curated record. NCBI's taxonomy places the organism in Eukaryota, Metazoa, Chordata, Aves, Musophagiformes, Musophagidae.
GGGGUUGUUUAUCACCAUCCAUGACAAAGGCCAUAUUGCAACAAUGCUAAACUCUUGGCCUGAAGAAAAUAUUAAGGCUAUCGUGGUGACAGACGGAGAGAGGAUUCUUGGUUUAGGAGAUCUAGGAAGUUACGGCAUGGGUAUCCCAGUGGGGAAGCUUGCUUUGUACACAGCUUGUGGUGGAGUUCACCCACAACAGUGUCUCCCUGUCCUGCUGGAUGUUGGCACAGACAACGAGGCUCUCCUGAGUGAUCCACUCUAUAUUGGACUGAAACACAAGAGGGUUCGUGGGAAACAGUACGACGAACUGAUUGAUGAGUUUAUGCAGGCAGUUACCAACAAGUAUGGCAUGAAUUGUCUAAUCCAGUUUGAAGACUUUGCCAAUGCCAACGCUUUUCGUCUCCUCGAUAAAUACCGCAACAGAUACUGUACAUUCAAUGAUGAUAUUCAGGGCACUGCGUCUGUUGCAGUCGCUGGAAUCUUUGCAGCCUUAAGGAUCACAAAGAACAAGCUCUCUGACCAUAAGUUUGUUUUCCAGGGAGCUGGAGAGGCUGCAAUGGGCAUAGCUCAUCUCAUCCUCAUGGCCAUGGAAAAGGAAGGAAUUUCACGAGAGGAUGCCAUCAAAAAAAUUUGGAUGGUGGACUCCAAGGGACUGAUUGUGAAGGGCAGGAGCCACCUGAACCAUGAGAAGGAAAUGUUUGCCCAGGACCACCCCAGUGUGAACACGCUGGAAGAGGUUGUGCAGAAAGUGAAGCCUACGGCAAUUAUAGGUGUUGCAGCCGUUGCAGGAGCUUUCACUGAGAAGAUUUUGAAGGACAUGGCGACCUUCAAUGAGAGGCCCAUCGUGUUUGCCCUGAGCAACCCCACGAGUAAAGCGGAGUGCACAGCGGAGCAGUGCUACCGCCUCACCGAGGGAAGGGGAAUAUUUGCAAGUGGGAGUCCUUUCUCAAAGGUAACCCUGCCCAACGGACAGACCUUCUUCCCCGGCCAAGGAAACAAUGCCUAUGUCUUCCCAGGAGUGGCACUGGGAGUCAUCGCCUGCGGAGUCCGGCACAUCUCUGACGAUGUCUUUCUCAUCACAGCAGAGGCCAUUGCUGCCGAGGUGACAGAGCAGAACCUUGCAGAAGGAAGGCUCUAUCCCCCCUUGGACAGCAUCAGAGAGGUGUCUCUCAAAAUCGCUGUGAAAAUUGUUGACUGGGCCUACAAGCACGGUCUUGCUUCUUGGUACCCCGAGCCGGCAGACAAGGAGGCCUUUGUGAAACGGCUCGUUUACAGUCCUGAUUACGAUUCGUUUGUUAUCGACGAUUACAGGUGGCCCCCCGCAGCCAUGCAAACACAAGACGUAUAAGUUUUUGUGAGAACUCUUCUCAUGUUGACCAUCAGUUCCCAUGGUUCACAUCACUGCUGAUAUAAAUGCACCUCCAGGCUUGCAGAAUGAUAAAAGUCAAUGAAUCCAA